Messenger RNA from Linum trigynum, 1155 nucleotides. Lineage: Eukaryota; Viridiplantae; Streptophyta; Magnoliopsida; Malpighiales; Linaceae. The record is from the annotation of a GenBank genome assembly.
AUGUUUGGACGGCCCAACGUGUUCGUGACAACCCCGGACGCAAGCAAACGAGUGAUAAUGGGCGACGAAGCCUUCAAGCCCGGCUGGCCCACCUCCACGAUGGAGCUAAUGGGCAAGAACUCCUUCAUCGGAAUCUCCUACGAAGAGCACAAGCGGCUCCGUCGUCUGACCGUCGCCCCGGUCAACGGAUACGAAGCCCUCUCCCUCUACAUGACCUUCAUAGGAGAGAACGUCGCUGUCGCGCUGGAGGAAUGGUCCUCUGCCGGGGAACCCUUGGAGCUGCUGACCCAGCUCCAUAAGCUCACAUUCCGGAUCAUAAUAUUCAUCUUCCUCAGCUCCAAAGCGCUCAAGGCACGCAAGAAAGUGGUGGAUGGGCUGCACUCGAUCCUAUACCAACGCAGAAAUAGAGUCAAACACGAAGAUGAUAGUGGGAAGCAGCAGUUGGGAAAGAAUAAGAAGGUGGACAUGAUGGAAGAAUUGAUGGGCGUGGAAGAUGAGAAUGGGCGGAAGUUUAGAGAUGAAGAGAUCAUCAAUAUUCUGUUGAUGUAUUUGAAUGCUGGCCACGAAUCCUCUGCUCAUGUCACCAUGUGGGCAACUGUGUUACUCCAUCAGCACCCUGAUUGCCUUUGCAAAGCCAGGGAGGAGUCAGAGGAAGUCGUAAGGCGAAGGCCAGCUCAUCAAAAAGACCUGUGCAAACUUCAAGCCCUUGAAAUACGCCAAAUAGAUUACCUAUCUAAGGUGAUAGAUGAGACACUAAGAUUUAUAACAUUCUCACUCGUUGUAUUUAUAUUUAAAGAAGCGAAAACAGACGUAGAUACGUGCGGUUAUACGAUUCCCAAGGGUUGGAGGGCACUAGUUUGGUUUUGGGGUGUGCGUUUGGACCCAGAGGUAUACCCAAAUCCAAGAGCAUUUUACCCUUCCAGAUGGGAUAAUCUGAAGCCAAAGGCGGGUACUUUCCCACCAUUUGGAGCAGGAAGCCAUAUGUGCCCUGGAAAUGAUUUUGCUAAGAUCGAAAUCGCUGCUUUUUUACACUAUAUCCUCGUCGGUUAUGAGUUGGAACUUGUGAAUCCAGAGUGUCCAAUACAGUACUUGCCUCACCCGCGACCGAAAGACAACUGUUUGGCUCGUAUCAAAAAGAUAUCACAACAUGGGUAG